Messenger RNA from Aricia agestis (brown argus), 1090 nucleotides. RefSeq names its product diphosphoinositol polyphosphate phosphohydrolase 2 (gene Aps). Gene Ontology annotation, molecular function: endopolyphosphatase activity; bis(5'-adenosyl)-pentaphosphatase activity; diphosphoinositol-polyphosphate diphosphatase activity. Lineage: Eukaryota; Metazoa; Arthropoda; Insecta; Lepidoptera; Lycaenidae. The transcript is spliced from 3 exons. The coding region runs from base 361 to 822 and encodes 153 amino acids. Gene Ontology annotation, cellular component: cytoplasm; nucleus. The record is from RefSeq and is a predicted model, not a curated record. Gene Ontology annotation, biological process: diadenosine hexaphosphate catabolic process; diphosphoinositol polyphosphate metabolic process; diadenosine pentaphosphate catabolic process.
CAGUUUCCGGCUGUCAGCUGAUAAACGACUCGUCGUAAUUUGCUUUCCAAAACCUAUUUCGAUUUUCUCACAGAAAACGUCAGGCACCAUUCAACAUGGGCUUGAUAUUCGCAAUCAAAAGCUAGUUAUAGCUGAAAUAUUGCUCUAAUCGUAGUGUUAAUGUUAUUUUAGUUUCAUUUUUCAAGUACAUUGUGUAACUCGUAAAUAAGUCGAAAAUGGAUACGUUUAUCUUGGGAUUCUUCGGAUAUGGCGUUUGUUGAUCAUUAACAAUUUCGUUCAGUUUAUUAAUUUCUUUCCAUUUGAUGUCCGCUUUUCGUUCGUGAUCAUCUGUUUCAUUCCGUGUUUACGUAUUUUCUCAAUAUGGUUAAGGAGAAGCCUAAUUCUAUACGGAUAUACGACGACGAGGGGUUCAGGCGGCGCGCGGCUUGUAUAUGCGUGAGGUCGGACGCGGAGACGGAGGUGCUGCUGGUGACGUCGUCGCGGCGCCCGGAUAACUGGAUCGUGCCGGGCGGCGGCGUGGAGCCGGAGGAGGAGCCUUCGGUGACGGCCAUGCGGGAGGUGCUGGAGGAGGCGGGCGUCGUCGGCAAGCUCGGCCGCUGCCUCGGCGUGUUUGAGAAUCGCGAGCAUAAACACCGCACUGAGGUGUAUGUGAUGAUGGUGACGCAGGAGCUCGCCGAGUGGGAGGACUCGAGGCUGAUGGGACGCAAGCGGCAGUGGUUUUCCAUCGACGACGCGCUGGCCCAGCUUGCUCUGCACAAGCCUAUCCAGCGCCACUACCUACAGCAGCUCAAGCGCUCCAGACAGAAGCCGGAUGAAAGCUAAAUGCAUCACACAGUACCGUCUUACAAGUUUGUCAAUUAUAAUACUCUGGAAAAUCUGGCGCUGUUGAGAUUCUUGUCUCGUUUAAUCAUCUAAUAGUCUGUACAAGAUUGGCAUGAUUAUGAUGAAAAAAAAAAUUUAAAAAAAUGCUUUUGUCAAGGCUUACUUACAUCUUUUCUAUUCUGUGUGUGUGCCUCUUGUCUAUGUCGUCAACUGUAUAAUCCAUUGAAAUGUUACAAUUUUAGGACCGAAUAUUACAUUAAUUAGAGGA